UGCGCGAGCGAAUGGAGAAUAAAAUAUACACGGAUGCAAUUUUUCUUGAAUUUUGUUUUGUUUUUGUGGCACUUAUAACCACGGAUUUCCAAGUGUCAGCCACCGAGACCAGACGUUUUUGGAUUAAGCGGGCGCCUGGAUGUGGUUCUUGUUGACCCCUGCUUUCGAGAAAACCACCGAUAUUUGCGUUUUUUUGUAGGAGUAGGUGACGAAAUGGUUUGACAAGGGGGAGCAGUGCGUGCCGACGUAGCAGGUUGUUUUCAUCCACGCGCACGUAGCACGUGCGUGAAAUGCAAGUUAUCGUCUGCUGGCUGUAGGUUGGGAUGUGUACACGCAAUUGAAUGAGAGCUCUAUCGUUCCAAACGAUUUUCUUUCAGGUAUUGACAUAUCAACCAUAUUGGAUCUAUAUUUUUAUGAAUAUUCACCAUAAGUCACCAUGGCUGCCAAUGAAAAUGGUGCAUCUUCUCCAAAGUAUGAUCCCAGCAUCUUGGAGAAGGAGGAGGCCGCUCACUUCAGAAGAAUGAUGAAGAAUAAGUCAGAUCAGCGGGAGGACAUUCAGAAGAAAACCUUCACCAAGUGGCUGAAUUCACAGCUGUCCAGGGACCAAAAAGGCAAGGUUGUGAACGACCUCUUCCUUGAUUUGAGGGACGGCAACCACCUUCUCUCUCUCCUGGAGGUCCUCUGCGGACAAAAACUAAAAAGAGAAAAGGGUCAUAUGCGAUUACAUCAUCUGAACAAUGUCAACAGAGCUCUACAGAUACUAAGCCAACAACAGGUUCGUCUUGUCAACAUCAGCAACAAUGACAUCGUGGAUGGUAACCCAAAGCUGACGCUAGGGCUGGUCUGGAGUAUCAUUUCACAUUGGCAGGCGCAAGAACUUUUGAACGCAGAUAUGAGCGACAGCAGCAGAGAAACGAGCACCGAGAAGACGGUCUUGAACUGGUGCCGGGAGACAACGCAGGGGUACAGGAAUGUGGACGUCCGGAACUUCACCACGAGUUGGCGCGAUGGUCUGGCCUUCAACGCCUUGCUGCACAAGUACAGGCCCAACCUCUUUGACUACGACGCCCUCCUGAAGCUCAACCCCGAGGCCCGGCUGGAGCAUGCAUUCCGCAUUGCUCAUGAGGAGUUCAACGUCCACCGAUAUCUGGAACCCGAAGAUAUCAAUGUUGAGCUCCCAGACAAGAAAUCUAUCAUGAUCUACGUGAUCGACAUGUUCAAAGUCCUGUCGCAGCAAACUGAAGUCAUAUCAAGUAAAUCGGGACACACCAGGCCCGGGGCUGGCAAGACCUCUUCCUCAGAUCACACGCCCGUCACUCCCUCAUCAGAAACCCAGUCCUUUUCAGACAUGAGCGAGGUGGAUAUAGAGAGUUACCAAGGCAACAUGGAGAACGUCCUGGCCUGGCUGCUUGAAGCUGAAGACCACCUAAGCCACCAGGGUGCCAUCUCGAACAACGUGGACAAAGUCAAGGAGCAGUUCCACACGCACGAGGAGUUCAUGAUGGAGCUGACAUCCCACCAGAACAGUGUCGGCAACGCCCUCCAAGAAGGCAACUAUCUCAUCCUGGAGAACAAGGUGACGGACGACGAGGAGAACGAGAUCAGGGAGCAGAUGAGCCUUCUCAACAGCCGCUGGGAGAACCUUAGAAUAGCAGCCAUGGAAAGACAGACCAAACUGCACGAGGUCUUGAUGGAGUUGCAGCAGAAACAGCUGGACGACCUGGCCGCCUGGCUGGACCGGACCGAGGAGGUCAUCGGCCGGCAGGAGGGCAUGGGCAGCAACUUGGACCAGAUCAGCCAGCAGGUGGAAGAACACAGGAUGCUUCAAGAAUCCUUGGAGGAGCAGCAGAUGCAGGUCAACUCCCUGACCCACAUGGUGGUUGUGGUGGAUGAGAGUAGUCCAGAGAAUGCCACGGCUCUCCUUGAGGAGCAGCUGACCAGCCUCGGUGAGCGCUGGGCCCGGGUCUGCCAGUGGACCGAGCAACGCUGGGCCGUCCUGCAGGAGAUCUGGGCCCACUGGCAGCGCUUUGCCGAGGAGCAGCGACAGUUCAGCGACUGGCUGAGUGACAAGGAGUCCACCUUGGCCCAGAUGCGGCUGGCCGACGUGCAGGAUGCCCGGGGGGCCAUUGAGAGGGUGAAGAUACUCAAGAUACUGGAGCAGGAGUUGGAGAUCCAGCGCAACGAGUUUGACAAGCUUAACCGCAGCGCCGAGAGCAUCGUGGAGCAUUUAGAGGAGAACAACCGGGCGGUGGAGGACAUUCAGCUGGUGCUGGACGAGUUCUCUCAGCGAUGGGACAGCGUGGUCCAGCAGAUGGAAAUGCACUCCAAAUGGAUCGCUGACAGUGGCAUCAACCUGGAUGCCAUCCCGAUCACCGACGCGGUCAGCAGCACCACCACCUCCAAGACCUACCGUGGGGAGGCGGGUGGCACCGUCACCGAGACCCAGGUCACCAAGACCAUCACCCAGACCGUCCACGUUGCCCCCACCCCUGCUCCUGCCAGCGAGCCCCACAAGCGGCCCCACGAGGACAGCCAGCUGAAGCGGCAGUUUGACGGCGAGCUGGGCAGCCUGGUGUCAUGGAUGGAGGACGCGGAGCACAAGCUGAUGUCUUCCCGUGAGCCCUCGCCCGAGGAUCCCAACCUGGACGAGCAGAGGAAAUUUUACAGUACUUUGGAGAGAGAUCUAAACGAGAGGAAAGCCCGGGUGAAGAAUGUAUCGGAGCUUGGCAACAAGCUGAUCACUCAAACCCGCCUAGAGGGAACCUCGACCGAGCCUAUCCGCCACUCGCUGGAGAACCUCCAGGAGCGCUGGCAGGACGUACGCGUCAUAGUGGACGGACGCAAGCGCAACCUGGACCAGGCCUCCCUGCGGAAGCAGUUUAGCGACGAGUCCAAGCGGGUCCAGGAAGUGGUGCAGUCGGUCCAGGCCUGGUUGGAGGAACACGCCACGGUGGCCGACAGCCUGCAAGGGAUCCAGGCCCAGCUAGACCAGUGCAGGGCUAAGCAGAAGGAGAUGACCAUUAACAGCCACCGCCUGGAGCGCCUCACGGCCACCUCCAAGGACCUGACGGGCGACGCCACCAUCUCCCGCUCGGCCCAGCGGGAGACCAAGGCCCUCCGCCAGUCGUGGGAGGCAGCCCGGGCCGCCCUGGGGGACAAGGAGAAGCUGCUGGGCCGGGCGCUGGACUGCGCCCCACCCCAGCGCUACAUCGAGGCCAUGAAGGCGCUGACGUCGUGGCUGCAGAGCGUGGAGGCGGUGCUGAGGUCAGAGGAGUUCUUUGUGACGGAGGUGGAUGAGUUGGAGGACCAGCUGCAGAAAUACAAGGAACUCCAAUCCACCAUACAGCAGCAGCAGCCCAACUACGACUUUGUCAACAAGACGGGAAAGGACCUAGUGUCUGGUGCCCCGUCACCCUCGCAGGCCGAGACCCUGCAGCAUGACCUGAACAAGAUGAACCAGAGCUGGGGUGAGGUGACCUUUCUGGUGGAGGAAAGGCAGGGUCAGCUGGAGAGAGCCCUCAGCGAACUCAAACUGUGGCAGGAUGAAGUGAACGGCCUGAAGAGUUGGAUGGCUGAGGUUGACACGUUUCUGUCUGCUGAGGAAAUUGCCUUGGGUGACUUAGAAGUUCUCCAGGCCCAGCUGGAGCAAGGACAGGCUCUGACCGACGACAUCCAGACGCUGCAGCAAAACAUGGACAACAUCAACGAGACCGGGCAGAAGUUGGCCAAGGAGGGAGAUUCCCCUUUCGCGGACCGCAUCACGGCGGAGCUGAAGCAGUUGCAAGCCAAGUGGACGCAGGUGACCAAGCUGGCGAGGGAACAGCGACAGAGUCUUGAGACAGCCCACGGCAUGUGCAAGAAGCUGAAAGACGAGAUACUGGAACUGAACGACUGGCUGGACCUGACCGAAGCGGACUAUAUCAGCAAAGACGCAUCCAUCCAAGACCCCACCGACAUCCAGAACAAACUCAAGAAAGUCAAGAAAGCUCAGGAAGAUGCCAAAGAUAAAGAACCUGUCAUGGCCUCAGCAACCAAGGGCCACUCGGCGCUGGUCGCCAAGGCCUCCCCGGACACUGCCCCAGCCCUCUCGUCGGAGUACUCGGCCCUGAACGCCCGCUGGACAGCCCGACGGGAGAAGCUGGCCUCUGCGCAGAAGCUGCUGGCCGAGGCCGCCGACAACUGGCGCCAGCUGAAGUUGCUGCUGGAGGAGGAGACCGUGUGGAUGGAGGGCUUUGAGAAGAAGCUGCAGAAUCCCUCCCUGAGCCUGGACGCCGAGGAGAUAUCAGAAGAGAUUGAUGCCUUGGAGCUGGCUGUCCAGAAGCAUGCCGUCGACAACUUGGAACGCAUCAACAAGCUGAGCCAGAGCCUGGUGGCCAACGACAUCAUGGUGUCUGCCAUGGAGCGGGAGACGAAGAUCUACAACCAGAAGGCCAAGGAGGUCAUCGCCCAGGCCAAAGAGUGCCAACAGCGGCUGGAGAACAAUGUGCAGCUCCUGCAGCAGUUGGAGAAGGACAUGCUGGUGCUGCAGAGCUGGAUCACCAUCGUGGACAGGACGCUCAACGGCCGGCUGGCGUCGCGGGUCUCUGCCCUGGAUGUCCCCAGUGAAUUUGAGCAAAUGAAGUCGGAGUUUGAAGCCCACGAGACUGUGCUGUCCAACAUCGACAGUAGGGCCACCGCAUUGAUGGAACAGACCAGCAGCUCAGCCAAUCAGAGGCUCCAUCAGCAGGUGGAGAUACUACGGAAAAACAUGGAUGAGCUCCAGCACAAGUUUCGGAAGUUCCAAAAACCGUCUGAUUUUGAGCCCAAGAUGGCCCAUGUCAAGGGGAUCCUGGACAACGUCCAGGAAGGCAUCGGGGUCUUGGUGGUCAAGAACCGAGAGCCAGAGGUCAUCAAGACCCAGCAGGAUGCCUGCAUGGGCUUCUACAAGACGCUAAGCGAGAUCAAGCAUGAGGUGGAGUACGUCAUUAAGACAGGCCGCAGCAUCGUGGAGCGCCGGCAGCUGGACAACCCAGCUGAGCUGACGGAGCGGCUGAAUGCCCUGAAGCUGCAGUACAACCAACUGGGCAAGCGGGUGACAGAGGGGCGGGACGAGCUGGAGAAGGCGCUGUCGCUCAGCCGCAAGGCAAAGAAGGAGCUGGUGGCCCAGGGCGAGUGGUGCCAGACCCGGGAGGCGGAGCUGGGCCGGAAGCAGAACGAGGACGCGGAGGGCGCUCCGCAGAGCUUGAAUCAGGAGGUUGAGUGGUGUAAGAAACUGGAGCACGACGUCAGGAAGCGGCAGAACUCAAUGGGCGAGUGCAAGAAGCUGGCCGACAAGCUGAUCGCCUUGGCCGAGGAGGGCAGCCUGGACUCCCUCAAGGAGGACUGUGAGGAGAUAGAGAAGAGACUGGCCAAGCUGUCUGGCCAAGUCAAAGACAGGCACCUGCAACUCAAGAAAUACCUCGAUCAAAUAGCGGAGUUCCGUCACAGUCUUGGUGAGGUGAAGCCGUGGCUCGCCGAGGCUGAGAGGAUCUUAGAUGCCUCGGACAAACUGCCGAGAGAGGAGAAAGUCGGUGAAGAGGAACUGGCCAAGUGCAGGAAAUUGCAAGAGGAAUCGGAGGACCUAGCUACGAGAGUUGAAGAGAUCCGUGACCAGGCCUUGGAGCUGCUGCGGCUGGGCGGCGAUUGCCGUCGCUCCACAGAGCCCGACCUCAUCAGCCUCAACCAGAGAUGGGAAGACGUGUGCCAACGGGCCAAGGAAGAAAGAUUGAAAGAAGAGAAAUUAAAGGAAGAACAAGAAAGACUCAAGGCAGAGAGAGAACAGGAACGAUUAAAACAGGAGGACAAGGAUCGUCAGGCUGCUGCUACUGAGGUGAUUCCCAAGGAGGAAGUUGAGCAGCCCAUUGCCAUGGAAACCGAAGAUGUUGUGCAGUCAGCACCCAACCACCCCUGUGUCCCUGACGAUGCGGAGACUUCUGCACAGAUCUCGGAGGAGAUCGUUGAUGAGACUGUGCACUGCGAGUCCAUCGAGGAGCUGGAGAUGCAGCCGGACCUUUCCACCUUGCAGUGGGUCACCCCAGCCCGGCUGGCAGCCGGGGAGGAACAGGACAGCUCUGAGAGGACGGACUCAACAGUCGACGAGCGCUGUGAGCAGCAGGUCGUGGAAACGGUCCAGGGGGCCCUGAACCUGGACGUGGUGCUCGCCAGCGUCGGCGACAAGGAGGCAGGCGAGGCGGGCAAAGACGAGGAAGCUGAGAGGCACAUUGCCGAGUUUCAUGUCAUCUUGGAGCAGACCAACCAAGCCAUUGACCUGUGUGAUCACAGACUAGUGGACGGUAUGGACCUGAGACCGGAAGACUUUGAACAGGAUGCUGAGCAAAGUGUGCAGGAUACCAGUGAAGCCAUCGAUUCCCUGCAACCCGACGUGGAAAACCUGAUAGCGCAGGGGGAGACCCUGAUCAGCCAGACCAAGGAACACAACCCCAAGCAGUGCCGGCAGCUGGAGGCCAAGCUGGGCACCCUCCGCAAUCGCUGGAACACGCUGCGGGGAGAUGCGGAGAGUCGAAAGGACGCGCUCAAGGAGGUGGUGCCCCAGUGGAGCAGGUACCAGGGAGAGGUCAGGGAGAUGGAGGCGUGGCUGGAGGAGAUGGGGCGGAGGAUAGAGCAAGGCAAGGAAGAUGAAGACGCUGUGAAGGCCCUGCAAGAAGAAUUUGACCAGAAGCAGGAGGAGUUGCAGCGCCUCAUGCUAGAAGGCAACGACCUUGCCCAGAAGGGGGCCAAGUCGGUGGUCACACCCGCCCAGCUCCGGCUCCACGCCCAGUGGCGGGAGGUGGAGUCGCAGUUCCACCAGUACCGCCGGCCCGUGGAAGAGGAGAUCCUGGUGGAGCGGACAGUCACCACCAUCCAGGCCACCUACCGGCUGGACAAGACCCUGCAGGCUGGUUCUGGGGCCGAGGUGGAAGCCGCGGACUCCGCCGUCCGCUCCCCUGAGGGGGCAGAGUCGGUGUCCACGGCCGUCCUGGAGUUCCUGGAGGAGGUGGAGCGGGUCUGGGUCAGGAUUCAGGAGGUGAUGAAGGAGCUGGAGACCAGGGAGUUGAAUGGUGGGGCAUUUGACAGUUUCUCCCUGCAGGAGGAUCGGCUCAAGGUGAUCCAGGAAGCCCUCGACGACCUACGACCCGAGGUUGACCUCUUGCAGACCCGUCAGCAUGACCUCCUGGUCACUGCCAGCGAGAGAGAACGUACUGCAAUCUUGGAGGUGAUGGAGCCGGCCGGUCAAGACUGGGACAGAGUCAACAGAGAGUACCGGGAUAGGCAUGGGCGGUUUGAGUUGUGCCUUGAGCAGUGGCGGAAGUUCCACUGCGACAUGAGGGAUCUGGGCCAGUGGCUGAACCAAGCUGAGAAGAUCGUCCAGGACUGUCGCAACUCCUCCGGCCGUCUGGACAUCAACAAGGCCCGCACCCGACAACUGAGUCUGGAGGAAGGCAUCGCUAACCAUCAAAGCAUGGUCAGCUCGCUUAAUAACAACGGUGAGACCAUCAUUGCCCAGACCUCCACCCCGGACGGCGGCAUGAUGAAGGACAAGCUGGACCGGCUCAACGCCCGCUGGCGGUCAGUCUGCACAGAGGUCACGUCGUGGAAGGAGAGGUUCCAAGAUGGUGGUGAGCAGCUGGAAGCCUACCGGGAGGAGUAUGAGGAGCUCCAGUCCUGGCUGGACGAGUGCCAAGGCUUGAUGGAAGGUCCUCAACCAAUCCCGGGCGAUACCAAGUCACUGCAGGACCUUCUGGACAAGGUCAAGGAGCGAGAGAGACAGCUGCCUGCCAGACGAGACAUCGGUAACCAUGUCAACAAGUCUGGCCAGGGACUCCUCAGCAGCGGCACUCUCAGUGACAGUCUGGUGUCGGACAUUACCAUGGAGCUCAAAGAAGUCAAUGCACAAUUGCAAAAGGUGUCGACGUCGUUGCCCAAGUACUGCCUACAGCUUGGGGAGCGUCUCCUGAACACCCGGUCCUUCCUGGAGGAGCUGGAGGAACUGGGCAAGUGGCUGGGUGCCACCAUGGACCUCCUCAAGACACAGCACGGGCCCGUCGGGUCUGUCACGUCGGAUGAUGGAGACGAUUCCAUAAUUGUGGACCCCAAGACAAUGCAACAAGCCCUCAAGGCCCGGCAGGCCAACAUGGACAGCGUCAACCACACGGGCGACCGGCUGAAGCGGGAGGCGCGGGCCGUGGGGGCCGCUCUCCCAGAGCCCCUGCAGGACAAGCUCGACAAGCUCAACGGGGACUGGGCCAAGAUCCAGUACCUGGCCGCCCGCCUCAAGCCCACCCCCGCCGAGUUAAGCGCAGAGCAGCGGAGGAUCAUGCAGAGAGCAGUAAUAACGGAGACGUCCACCGUGACCACGCGAGCCGAAGUCCAGCGGUCGGCGAUGGAGACAGCGGUGGUGGAAACCACUUCCCCGUGGCCUGACUUUGACAGGGUCGUCGCAGAGCUGCGUGAUUGGUUGACACUGUUGGAGCGGAUGUUGCGACUGCAGACGGUUACCGUCGGCGACCUGGAGGAAAUGGAGGAGAUGAUAGCCAAACAGAAGGAGAUCUGGUCGGGGGUGCUGCCUUUAUUUUCUGCCCUGGCCCCCAGCGACAGGCAGCUCAUAGGGGGUCUGGUGGUAGAUAUUGUCACCAUGCUAGUACAGCUAGAGUCUCUUCUGCAAGACCUCGAGGAGAAGCACCCACAGUUGGACGAGUUAGUCAGCCGAGCAAAGACGCUCCAGCUGGAGUCGCAGACAGAAGGCAGCAAACAGCUGCUGCAAGAGAAGGUGGACAAGCUCCUGGACCUGUGGAACAGCGCCUCCCUGCGGGCCAGCUCCCGCUCCCGCCAGCUGCAGGCCAUGCUGACCGACUCGCAGCAGUUCCACGAGCUGACCGACGAGCUUUGCCACUGGCUGGGCAAGAUGGAGCAGACCUUGGACGGCUACGCGCCCGUGGGCGACGAGGUGGCGGUGCUGCAGGGCCAGUUGGAAUCACAAAAGGCUUUCCUGGAGGAGGUCGAGCAGUGGAAGCCGUGCAUCGAUGCGGUGAAUGAGUCGGGCGAGCGGCUCAUAGUAGACUACAGUGCCGACGACACCAACCGCAUUCGGCAGAUCCUGGACACCGUGCGGGACCGCUGGACCACCAUAUGUGAUAGGUCCAACCAGCGACUGCACGCCAUUGAGGAGACGCUGCGCUCCAUGCAGGACCUCCCCUCCCAGCUGGCCGACUUCUUCCUCUGGCUGGAGGAGCUGGAGCAGCCCAUGGACUCGCUGAAGCGCGAGACGGACAACGAGACGGCCCUGCGCGACAAGGAUCAGGUGGAGGUCUGGCUGCAGCAACUAGGGGACCUCCAGGCGGAGAUUGAGGCCCACCACAAUGUGUUCUCGGCACUCAAUGAUGCGGGCGGCACACAGCUCAAGAGCGGCGAGUCCAAGGAGGAGACGGAGAUGCUGCAGCAGCGGCUGGAGGAGAUGAACCGGAGGUGGAGUAAGCUGCAGGGGAAGUCGUCUGAGAUCAGACGGCGGCUGGAGGCCAAUGCUGAGGAGUGGAGCACCCUCCUAAAGGCCUUCCAAGACCUCCUGGAGUGGAUCCGCUCAAAGGAGGAGGAGCUCACCUCCAAGAAGCCGGUGGGAGGGGACUACAACUCAGUACAGCAGCAGAACGAAGAUCACAAAGUCUUCAAGAGCCAGCUGGAGGAGAAGCGACCCACCAUGGAAAGGAACAUCCAGAUGGGCCGUCUCUACCUGACGGAGCACGGUGCUGCCGUCACCUCGGCAGCUGACAGCAGCAGCAGCGAGGCAGUCACCCUCAGCUCACGGGGCAGCGACGACGCAAGCAGCCUGGACCGCGAGCCCGAGCCGGCCUCCUCAGCCGAGGACCAGGCGCGGCAGAUCGUCCAGAGCCUGCGGCUGAGCCUGGCCGGCCUGCAAGAGAGGUGGGCCCAGCUCAACGGCCGGUCGGAGCACUGGCAGAAGAGACUGGACGAUGUCCUGGCGAAAAUGCUUGGACUCCACCAAACAAUGGACGAGCUGAAUGCCAAGCUGCAUGAGGCAGAGUCCUUAAAGUCAAGAUGGCGGAUGGUCGGUGAUCUGACCAUUGACAGCCUUCCGCAGCAUAUCGAAGAAGUCAAGCGGUUUCAGGAGAGGAUAGCGCCCGUCCAGCGGGAUGUGGACCACCUCUCCCAGCUUGCGGCCCAGUUCCCGCCGGCCGCCGUCACCCUGAGCACCGUCAACCAGAGCCGGCUGGAGGACCUGUACAAGCGCUGGAAGAUGCUGCAGAUAUCGGUGGAGGAGAGGGGCAAACUGCUAAACGAGGCCCUGCGGGACUUUGGACCUCAGUCCCAACACUUCCUCAGAGUGUCAGUUCAGCACCCGUGGGAGAGGGCAGUAGCCGGUAACAAAGUCCCCUAUUACAUCAACCACGCAACAGAGACAACUCACUGGGAUCAUCCCAAGAUGACAGAGCUCUUCCAGUCGUUAGGUGAGCUGAACGCCGUCAAGUUCUCAGCUUACAGGACUGCCAUGAAGCUGAGGAAACUCCAGAAAGCCCUUUGCUUUGAUCUGCUGAGCAUGAACAGUGCCGACCGGAUCUUCCAGCAGCACGACAUCUUGGCUUCCUGCACUGACCGCACGCUGGACGUCAAUGAGAUCAUCACCUUCCUGACUAUUGUGUAUGAGGCCAUUGCGGUGGACCAUCCGACAUUGGUCGUGGUGCCGCAGUGCGUGGACAUGUGCCUCAACUGGCUCCUCAAUGUCUACGACACGGUGCGCAGUGGCCGCAUCAGGGCGCUCUCCUUCAAACUGGCCAUCAUCAUCCUCAGUAAAGCUCACCUUGAAGACAAAUACAGAUAUAUCAUCCGGUGUGUGGCCAACAACAGCGGUUUCAUUGACCAGCGAGGCCUGGGCCUCCUGCUUCAUGACUGCAUCCAGAUACCGCGGCAGCUGGGGGAGGUGGCGUCCUUUGGCGGCAGCAACAUCGAACCCAGCGUGCGCAGCUGCUUCAACAUGAGCGGUGGCAAGUCCCACAUUGAGCCACCUCAGUUCCUGGCCUGGAUGAAGCUGGAGCCCCAGUCCAUGGUCUGGAUGCCCGUCUUGCACCGCAUGGCGGCCGGCGAGACGGCCAAGCACCAGGCCAAGUGCAACGUCUGCAAGGAGUUCCCCAUCGUCGGGUUGCGGUAUCGCUGCCUCAAGUGCUUCAACUUUGACAUGUGUCAGAACUGCUUCUUCUCAGGCCGGGUGUCGAAAAAUCACAAGCACUCCCAUCCUAUGCAGGAGUACUGCACAACAACUACCUCGGGAGAAGAUGUGAGGGACUUUGCUAAAGUUGUGCGGAACAAGUUCAAAUCCAAGCAUUACUACCAGAAACAUCCACGGGUGGGCUACCUGCCCGUUCAGUCAGUACUAGAAGGGGAUGACCUGGAAUCACCUGUGACAUCACCACAGCAGAUGGCCAAUCAGGACAUGCAUACCAGAUUAGAACUGUAUGCCAGCAGGUUAGCUGAGGUGGAACAGCACGGGUCCUUUCUGACACCAUCCCCCGACUUGGAUGAUGAACACCAGUUGAUUGCACAGUACUGCCAGAGCUUAGGAGGGGACAUGUCUUCUGUGCCGCGGAGCCCUGCUCAAAUAGUUGUAGCCAUUGAAUCUGAACAGAGGGGUGAACUAGAAAACCAGAUUCUCAUCUUGGAAGAAGAGAACAGGACUCUCUUGGUAGAGCUGGACCGGCUGCACGCCCUGCGGCGCGACGACCACACCCGGGCGGAGGUGAGCUCAGAGGAGGACUAUCAUCACUCGCCGGGCCGGGACACGGAGCUGGUGGCAGAGGCCAAGCUCCUGCGGCAGCACAAGGGCCGCCUGGAGGCCCGCAUGCAGAUCCUGGAGGACCACAACCGGCAGCUGGAGGCUCAACUGCAACGGCUCAGGCAACUCCUGGAACAGCCCGCUGACCGUAGCGCGUCACAAGCCUCUUCCUCUCGCACAACCCCUGCCGUCUCCCCCACCUCCUCCAUCAGCUCGUUGCCCCGGUCGCGCAGGCUCCCUGGCCACGUCACCUUGGAGUCAUCGCGGUCACCUGCCAACGGGGGCACCAGCGACUAUGACAGCGAUAUGGCCGGUGAAGACCACAUGCAGCCUUCCCCCCACACACCUCCGCAUCUCAAAGAUGACCCCAUCCGGGAGGAUGGGGGUAAGGUGGACCUGGACCAGGUCAUCAAGGAACUCAACAACAUCCCCGACGACAAAGGUGCUACUUCAACUGGUGCAAGCCAGGUGGGGAGUCUCCACCACAUGGCCGACAACAUUGGCAAGGCGGUAGGGACUCUGGUGACCGUCAUGACAGAUGACGAACACAGUGAUAGAGAAAACGAGACGUAGGGUACAGCAAGUGGUCACAGAAAUAUUACCAAAUGCACACAUGAACACACAUGGGCUUCCCAGUGCAUCCUCAAACACAGCAGAGCCAAGCUGCAACUGAACAUUGUACGUUGACCAAACUGGCUUAGGCAGAAUGUGACAGACUGCAGGGCGUACACAGUGACACACAGGGUCAUAAGUGCAGGCAGUGAGGGCAGAGGAUACUUAUUGAUUUCCUAGGAUUUUUUGCAUGAAAUGGUUGAGAGCAAACGGCCAGUGUCACGGACAGAGUCUGCAAAAGAAAAUGGAGUUGAUUGCGUAGCAAGAGUGAACGACGGCAGAUAAUGGUAUUGUCAAGCCUGGCUAGAUGUUAAUUGUGUCAGGUAGAGUUGGCCCGACUAGGUCUACAACAGCAAACUUGUGCAAGAAAGUAGCGGAGGUAGUGGGCCUUCCGGUGUGCUUAACUGCUCCAUGUACAACUCGUAGAGGGCAGUCUUCACUUUGGGGAUUUACUGUGAGGAUGAUUACUCCUUGGUCAAUUGUGCGAGCGAGCACCGGCCUCUAAGCAGUAGCCAUUUGGGCUACCCACCUUGUUGCAGCUGCUGCUUGUUUGUGAGGCUUUGCACACGUCUUCAGUGUGUGGGUGUCGUAGCAUCAACCAAAAAAUGGGGCUGUUGCCUGUGGCAUUUGAUGUUAGAUUACCUGGAACCUUUUUGGUGAGGAAGACAAGGCACCAGACCAAGAUGGCCACACGGUGACAUCAUGGGCACCGGCACAACCAAAACAGUGAGAUACUGUGCUUGAGGAUGCUGGAAAUCAUGGUGACUCCAGCCCCUCCUCAAAAGACAGACAUCAAGGACAACUUGUGAUCUGGUUGUUGAGGAACAAGACCAAGAUGGCAGUGGUGUGAGAUCCACUCGGAUCAUUCCACAACUCAAAAUGACCAUUUUUGCAGCCGGUAAUAGAGCCAUGCCCUGUCAGUCAAAGCCUUAUACCUCUCUACCAAUCCUCAACUCGGUAGUUUUAUUUGAAAUUUACUUGGAGUAGAUCACUGUAGAAAGAAACAAAAACUAGUUUAUACUUCUUGCAGAAUAGCCAAGUCAUCAAUAGUUUUAAAUCUCCACACUUGCAAGGCUCCCACUUGGUCCCUGUGGUACCUUUUAGGCUGUCCAUUGUUUACUUCGACCCACCGCAUGAUGAAUUUAUAUUUAUUGUGUCAAGGCAUUGUCUUUGAUUAUUUGCUGAUGUGGAACUACGUUAACAGUUCUUCCAAAAUACUGGCAGAGUCUUUGAUGUGCCGGUACUAUUUUUUUCUUUCAGUUUUCUUCAUUUGUACUUAUUAUAAUCAUUUUUUGGGUUGAUUAGGAAUACUUUAAGUAUACCUUGUAAAUGUAUUUACUUACAAGAGAGAUAUGCCUAUUUGAAAGUCAGUAUUGUUUUGGUAUUUUAUCCCUAUACACCAAAAGCCUGCAAUGUACAUCAUGUUGCAUUUAUCCUAAAGUGUAUUCAGUGUUUUUUUUUCAUUUUAAAGAAAUGUUAGCAGCUUUGUUAUGUUGAAGAAAUGUUACCCACUGCUUACAAGCCACAACUCAAUAUACCAAUUCAUGGAAGGCUAGGUUUUUUCCUUUUUUUUUCUUUUGCUUGUUAUAUCCCUCAGUCUGUUCCCUGCAGAUGUGAUUCUGAGAUUAUCUGUACUUUGCAUCUUACUACAUUUCAGCGUGGGUCAGUACAACUUCUCAGAGGAGUAAAGGGACCAUUAGCCUUUUGCUUCAUGUUCAAGAAUGCCUGUGUGGCAGUUGCCAAUUUCUGACAAAAUUGGUUCUGCAUCCCGUUUAGAAAAAAAAAGUGUUAUGCACUGAGAGCCACUGACCUAAAAAGACACAUUGGCCAGUAUCUUGUCUGCCCUUCUUGAAUCUUUAAUCCAGAAAAUGUUACAGAAUAAGAACAACAUUCUGCCCGCUGGAUACCCAAGUCCAUUGAUGUAUCGACCUACGAUUCCUUGUUUACAAAUUUAAAUAUCUAAAUCACAUUAAGGAUGUGAAAUUAGCAUUGAAAGCAAGGCUGCCAUUGCUGUGCCAUUUGGAAUCUUUUGUGCUUUGGUCCUCGGCCAAUGAUGUGGUUUGAAGGGCCCCAGUGUCAAUGCUGAUGUGAAAUUUGUUGUAUUGGAAAAUACUGCCUUGUGUUGGGAGUGGCAGAUUAGUAUGUUGCCCUUGCUUAUAAUAGCAAGGUUCUUAGUGAAAUGCUCUCAGUGGACAUGAGCUUGACUGCCAUUUCACCAAGCAAUGCUUUCCUUCAUGGUCCGCAUGGGCAUGUUCUUUCCUUCCUCCUGUUAACCCAAGGGCGCAUUCCACUUGUGUAAACUUGGCCGAUAUUUGCAGUCCAGGCCUAUCAUUUUGUAGCCCAUCAACUGGAGUACUGUAGACUGUCAAUCCCCCAGUAUGUCUCGCUGAUGAAUUGGCAUUUAAAUUUUUGAAAAAAUAAUAAAAAAUGAAAAACCAAAACCAAUAAAUCAUAGGCCUGAAAAAGCUGUGUUUGAAAUGGUUUCUUCCCCCCCCCCAAAAAAAAACCCACCAGGCUACCAUUGCAUGUUGCGAAAGUACAGUAGAAUCUCACGUUUGAUUCUGACUUUGAUUUGUCCUUGUCAGCAGUCAAAAUUGAACCAUUGUCUUUUGUACAGCUGUCUAUUGUUAAGUGAAUGUAUUUUUCCUUUCUAAUGUGACCUACUUACUUGAUUCUGUCAGCCUUAAUUCUCAUAUUUAUUAACCGUUUGCUGUAACCAUCACAUGUAUAUGAUUCGUUUUCUCUUUUAGAUUUCUGUAAAUAUAACAGUCUAGCUUUGUAACCUCUAUCCUUUUUUGUAGUCCUCCCCAAUGUCAGUCAAUUAACACCAAUGUGUUUUACUGGUUUUGUGCCGAAACUUUUAACGAAAUGAAAGCAAAAAUCACACAAAGGGUGUUAUCAGACAAAAUACCUGAAAAAAAUCCAGAUGAACUAAAAACAAAUCUUGAUCAUUAACACUUUCGUUGGGAAGAUUUGAAGGACUAGCAUUUAUUAUCAUGCAUACACAAUUUCAAUUCAGAACUAUUUGCCUAUUCCCAAAUGAAACCGUCAGUUGGGAAAGUAAUUUUUAGCAAGUGGUCGUGUUUGAGAAAAAAAAAUAUGAUGCAAAGGGAAUUGCCCCCAAACCAAAGUGGUGUGUAUAGGCCCCUCUGAUUUCUGUAGGGAAUUUGACAAAUGGACAAAAAUGAUUUGCUUUUCUAUGUGAUCAUCUGUAAUUUUAACUUUAGUAAUAAAACAUUGUAAAAUAUUGAAGACGGACAUUUAA
Messenger RNA from Acanthaster planci (crown-of-thorns starfish), 15674 nucleotides. It is a transcript of the gene dmd, whose product is annotated as dystrophin. Gene Ontology annotation, molecular function: protein binding; zinc ion binding. The record is from RefSeq and is a predicted model, not a curated record. Lineage: Eukaryota; Metazoa; Echinodermata; Asteroidea; Valvatida; Acanthasteridae. Gene Ontology annotation, cellular component: plasma membrane. Gene Ontology annotation, biological process: synaptic signaling.